Messenger RNA from Scleropages formosus (Asian bonytongue), 4953 nucleotides. RefSeq names its product CTS telomere maintenance complex component 1 (gene ctc1). The coding region runs from base 575 to 4477 and encodes 1300 amino acids. Gene Ontology annotation, biological process: telomere maintenance via telomere lengthening; positive regulation of DNA replication. NCBI's taxonomy places the organism in Eukaryota, Metazoa, Chordata, Actinopteri, Osteoglossiformes, Osteoglossidae. Gene Ontology annotation, molecular function: telomeric repeat DNA binding; single-stranded DNA binding. The record is from RefSeq and is a predicted model, not a curated record. Gene Ontology annotation, cellular component: CST complex. The transcript has 24 exons.
UUCGCUGUUCAAUUGAUUGUCAUAAAGCUUGCUUAGAGUUAGUUACACUACUAGUCUAAGGGUCUGGAAACUUGAAGCGUGUCUCGAACAGCAGCGUAUCUCCGUGUACGCUGCUGUUUUACAGCUGAGUUCCUUGUUAAUAUCCGUGACAGAGCACUUAAAAGAAUGAACGAGUCAGCGCAGCGCAGCACAGCAAAGUACAGUGAAGUAUAGUACUGCGAAUGGCUCGGUGCGCUUCGGUGAGGCCUCCCGGGCGCCAGGUGGCGCCAAGUAUCUCGAAACGCCUCUGGGAGACGAGCGGAAGUAGAGGGAGCCCCGCUUUUACGUCAGAACCGUGCCGGGGCCUCCAGAGCAGUAGGUGGCGCUCGUCCCCAAGUGAAGACGCGCGAAGCCUGUUUGAAAGAGUUGGUGGGAAACGGCGCGAUGCACGACGAUGUGGAAUAAUAAUGGAUUUAACUGCAACGAAUUUCCACGAGCCUCUCCUUUCUGGAGAAAAUUGCUGUGAAGCGGACAUGUGAACCGCACGCGUCGUGCGUUUUGCAGAGGAAAGACACUGACUGAGGGUACGAAAAUCAUGGAUUCGUUUCUGCGGGAAUUUAAGGACAAAAACCGAGCGGAGCUGCUGUGGCUGCGUGCCCUGUACCAAUGCGUGGUGGGCCUCGUUGGGCCGGAGCCGAGCCCCCCGGCAGAGCACCGUGUGCUUCUGCUCGCGCUGGGUGCGGUCAGAGCUCUGCGGCAAACGCUGGGCUCCCAUUGCGACGCGCUGCCGCUGAGCUACAGGCCAGUGUCUGUGUGUGAACUGGUGAGGAGGCAACUCGUUCCCUGCUGCAGUCAACUGACCUGGAGCAACAGUCAGUACUGUGAGUGGGCCGCAGAUGCUGAGCGGCUGCAGCCCGAGGACGUGGCGCUACCACGGGAAAACCUUCUGCUCGUCGGUUAUAUCACUGACCGGGAAAUCGAGACGUCAGAGUGUGAUGGGAUUCUGAGAGCGAAAGAUGCAAAUGCCAGUGUUAACUGUAUGAUGAUCAGUCCCUCUCCGAUGUGGCUGGACCAGUUUGUGCUCUUCCCCAGUUGGAGUUUCAUUCCUCACAGGAGCUGUGGGCUCAUUCAGGACAUGAAAGGACACUUGGAAAUCGGUGCCUCUCCCAUCCCCCUUGUCCUCCAGGGUGCCUCUCAGAAUUUGCAAGGGACUUUUACUGACCUUCUGGGAGUCGGUGAAGCAGCCAGGUAUCUCCAGCAGAGCCAUAGGCACAGAGGAGUCCGUCUGCACGUGUGCGGUCAUGUUUCAGCUGUUUGCCCUCUGCUGGAAAUUGCCGGGAAGCGCCUUUUCUGCUUCUCUCUGAGGGAAGGGGAGAACAGCGUGCCUGUCGUAGUUCCAGAUUCAGGUCAUGUUUGCUGGGAACUGUUUUUGCAUGUUGGAGACCGUGUGUGUAUCUCGGGGCUGCGUGUCUGUGCAUUGCGAGCAUGGCAUAGCCAUAGGGUGCUUUGUGUCACCCCUGAGUCGCACUUGCGCACCCCGCAGACACCCCAGGAAACACACUCAGCAGGGAUUGAGACGUGUGUUCAACUGGAGACAUACACAGGUCCACGCUGUGCUGAGGAGUAUCUACAAACUCGCAGCAGAGCAAGGAGCAAAACCUCCCGGAUCAUCAGUUACAAGGGGGUCCUGACAAGGGUCCUGGAUGCUGAGGGGGGACUCUUUGAGCUUGACGGGAAGGUGGGGCUGUGUGUCGCCUAUCAGCCCCUUCAGGAAAUGGCCUGCAGCUUCAGACCUGGAGCUCAGAUCGAGCUCCACAACGCCCACUUCCUGCAUCGGCCGUCCCCCCAUGGCCCCGCCGCCCUGCUUUGCCUGUGUCUGCGCUCCAGCCUGCGCGUCACAGCCUUUAGCCGUGUGCAGUCGAAGCCGCUGGCCUGUCCCAGCCCCACCACAGCUCUGUUGCGGGUCCUGCUUCAGAACCAUCUGGGCAUCUCGCAGUACCUGUGGCUGUGCCACUGCGUGACAAUGCUGAAAGAAAGACUGUGCCCCCGCUGGAUACGAGCAGAGCGUGUCGCUGUUGUUGCAGGCAGGGUGCUCAGCUGUCUGCUGCCGCCUGACCCACACAGUUGGCAAUGCAGGAGGGACAUUUACAUGGAGAUGCUGGAAGAGCCACACAGCUGCCCUCUGUCUCAGUACAGAGAGAGUGACCCCCAAGUAGAUCUGCUGUCUGUGGAGCAGCUCCGCCUCUGGAUGGAGGCAGAGUCAUGGGCCUCGCUCUCCCUUCCAUCACUGCUGCCCCCAUCAGCCCCCCACCUCACCCGUGCCGAACUGAACCCCCUGCUGUCCUGGUCUGUUGACACCCGGGGAGCGUGGAGCCUACCCAUCCCCCUGGUCGUUGUUGGUGUGUUGGGGGCUUGUGUAAGGAGGGGGUGUUUGCAGCUGCGCGACCAAACAGGUUCAGUGGACCUUGUGGCUGUGGAGAGGAGAGGUGGUUCAUAUGGAGCGGUCAGCGACACAGCCUGGCUAGGUCGCUUGGUGUGUGUACAGCACCUCACCCUGGUCAUGGAGAAGUUUCUGAACACUGACUUCCCCUCAUGGACACAGUUGGACCAGGACCUCAUCACACAUAGGCACUGCAGAGUUUAUAUCCAGCUCUGCGUAGAUGACCUUCAGGUCCUCAGCCCUUGGAGCGGCACCAUGAGCUUCCGAGAUGCACUGCAACAGGAAGCGGGAGCAGCAGGCAACCAGGGGACCAGCAGAGACAGGAAGGGUAUGGGUGGAAACAGUGCAGGCAAGAGUGACAGGGAGCAGCCUGAGGAGCCUACCACUACAGGGGCGCGCCAACAGGACAGGAAGGAGAGAGCAAGGCAAGAGGAAGACGAGACACCAGCGCCUGCCAAGAAACCAAGGAGGGCUGACGACUGGAGCCACCUGGAACAGGAAGAGGACUGGAGCUCUGAAGCGGGGGGACAAGAACAAGAUCACAGCCUCCCCAGGGCUCAAAGGUCGCAUGUCCAAGUGCAGCAGAGGUCAGACACUACAGCUCCUAGUGCCUGUGUGUCUCUUGCGUUCUGUGUCGAGUCCAAGGACGGACUUACUUCCCAAAACAUUCACGCUGCAGCCGCAGAGACUGGACACUCUGUGUGUUUCCGAAUGUCCAUCGUGGUGCUUGGAGACGUUCAGCGAUGGAAAGAGAACCCCAGGAACUGUCCGCUGGAGUCGAGGGAGUCAGCAGGAGGUGCUCUGCCAAAGAUGGAUGUGCAGUUUGUGGGCAGCUCUGUCUGCUGGUUCCCGCUGCUGCACCCCGGCUCUGCGUACCGACUGGUUGCCCCACACACACAGGACCCUACACUGCUUUGUGGUACUCCAGUUUCAGUGAAACAAGGAGUUGUGCUUCACAGCGCCCCUUCUCUGCUGAUCCAGCCCCACUGGCGCUUUUACACACUGCCCCCUUCACCCAGACUCUCAGGGCUCCUGCAGGAAGCCCGACCCAGAAAACAUGCAAUUUUGUCUGUAUCCGAAGUCCUUUACUGCAGCACUCUCCUCGACUUGGUGUCCUUCGAAGGGCUCAUUUCCCAGCGGACACACCUGCAGCAGAAAGGGAGGACUGCAGGGCACCCCCAAAACCACGGACCCAAGGGACUACCUGUCAGUGUGAGGCUCACUGUGCAGGACUUGAGCUCACCUGGCCAGUGGAUCCACGUCUACCUGGAUCUCUCGGAGAGGCUGUACAUCCCAGGACUCCUCCCAGGAGCCAGAGUGCUCUUUUCUGCCUUUCAGUGCGUCGUGUCCAGGGUGAGAAAUGUUUACUGCCGCUCGGUUCCCCUCAGCUGCAUCACGGUGAACGCACUCGGUCAGGUGCACUGUCGGCAGGACCCCCCUGGACCUCGUCCCCCCACUGUACUCCUUGGCGAGUGGGUUCAGGACGGGGCGCAGCGCUGCAUCGUGGGCCAGGUGCGGGUCCACAUUGUGGUUCUGCUGUUCUUGCAGCUGCAGUGGACUUGCUCUCUUUGUGGGAGCAUCUUCAAACAGGACUCUUGUACCCGAAGCACCAGCAGCUGUACCUCUCACUCUGCAGUCUUCCAGGCAGAGGCAAAGGCUGCAGUGGAGGACGGAAGUGGUGAAGCUCAUGUUUGGUUCCCGUCUCACCUCACUGCGCCGCUGCUAGCUUUGGGAGCAGCGGAGUGGGAAGGACUCCAACGUUCUGUGAGAGUCAGAGGUCACGUCCGAGUGCAUCGAGGAAGGAAUGUGGUAGAUGCUGCUGACCUAGAUGACCCCCUGCUGCACUACCUGUCCUGUCUCUGCAUGUGUGCAGCUGUCUGCCGCCCUCUCACCCUCAGCUGCCAGCUGAAACACCGUUCCCAGAAAGCCCUGCAUCUCCAGGAUGGCAGCAUCCAACCAAAGAGAGUCCCCCGCGGAGACAGAGAGUUCGUCACGCGUGUUGCGUCCCCCCUGCAGCUCACCUGCACCGAGCUGAGUGAAUGGGAGCCCUGCUUGUGAUGCAGAGCAGAAGUGGACAGAGGGGCAUAGGCACAGAGAGAAGGAAGGAGGCCACCUUCAGUUCUCGCCCCUGUGGAUUCAUAGAUAUUGGAAAAUGCAUUUUUACCCCUCAGUUGUUGUUCUCUCCAUUCAUUGUAUUAAGUGGAAAAAUCAUGUGUCUUAACUGGCUCAAGUAGCUGCCCUGUUCUGCCUUCACCAUGGUGAUGUCCAUGGUUAUGGGUUCAAGUGUGGAUGUCCUCUUUCUGUAUGCCACUCUCCACUAAACACGUUUGUUUUGUAGCUGUAGUUUCUGUGUUUCUCUGUCUCAGGUGUGAUGAGCUUCAGCACAGCCAGUUGUGUGUCUCCACCUUCACAAUGUGAGCCCUUCAGUCAUCAGCACAAGAGAUGACUGACUGCUGCUCAGUCAUCUUGUACAUGAUUUUUUUUUUUUUCCCCUGUGAAACAGGCCAGAAACACUGGAAAUCUUUGUUCAAUAA